AAUCUUAACUUGCAAAAGUGACUUGUUAUCUGUCUUAAUGUUAAGUGUGAGUUUUAGCCGAUUCAUACCUCUGAAUAUAAAAAAAAAAUGAAGCAAAAUUAAACUAAGGAUGUAUUUAUUAUCAAUUAACAAUGAAUUAAUUUGGUGUAACGAAUUUGUGGAAUUGGUGCCGCUUCCUCCCGGUGGUUUUGUUUUGAUUCUACGGUGGCGGAGUGAGUCCUACUCUCUACCAUUAACUAUCAACAAGUACUUUGUUUGUGCAGGUUCUCUAACUCGUCUUUCAGUUUUUGAUUAUUGAGGAUGGUGCUGGUCUUGGCCUUGGGGGAUUUGCACAUACCCCACAGGGCACCCGAUCUUCCUGAAAAGUUCAAAUCUAUGCUUGUCCCUGGGAAGAUCCAACACAUCAUUUGUACAGGAAAUUUAUGUAUUAAAGAAGUCCAUGACUACCUAAAGACUCUUUGUCCCGACUUGCAUAUAACUCGCGGCGAGUAUGAUGAAGAUUCAAGAUAUCCAGAGACCAAGACACUAACCAUUGGCCAAUUUAAGUUGGGACUAUGCCAUGGUCAUCAGGUUAUUCCAUGGGGAGACCUGGACUCGCUAGCGAUGUUACAGAGACAGCUUGAUGUAGACAUCCUUGUUACAGGUCACACCCAUCAGUUUACCGCUUACAAACACGAGGGUGGUGUGGUUAUAAAUCCAGGUUCUGCAUCAGGUGCCUACAGCAGCAUCACCUAUGAUGUGAACCCAAGUUUUGUGCUUAUGGACAUCGAUGCCUUGCGUGUCGUGGUCUAUGUAUAUGAACUUAUUGAUGGAGAGGUUAAGGUUGACAAGAUUGAUUUUAAGAAAACAUCCACAAGUCUACCUGCUCUUUAAAAAUUUAUUUUGGUCUUGGUCUCUUUAAUCUUUGCUUUUCUAUUUGGUUGUCUAGUGUUUUUCUCUUUCAAAAGUUUGAAAACAUGUAUUUGGCAAUAUCGUAGGAUUUGAUCAAUUUGUGAUCUGUGCAGAACUUAUGUGACUGAUUAACAAUGGCUUUGUGUACCCCGUUGAUCAUAAGUCGCAAAGUCUAUGUAACAUGGUAAUUUAUAUUUCAUAAACAGGCAGUUAUUAGAAGCAUCUACGAUCUGGACCUUGUUAAAUGUUGGCAUUAGUUUACAAUAUCAUAGUUGCAUGCAUGUAUGUUACACAAGUACAA
Cicer arietinum (chickpea) is the source of this 1192-nucleotide messenger RNA. Its product is annotated as vacuolar protein sorting-associated protein 29. Gene Ontology annotation, cellular component: retromer complex. The record is from RefSeq and is a predicted model, not a curated record. Gene Ontology annotation, biological process: retrograde transport, endosome to Golgi. Lineage: Eukaryota; Viridiplantae; Streptophyta; Magnoliopsida; Fabales; Fabaceae.